AUGCCUAGAAAACUGCAACGACUUCGAGAUCAUGACAUAAAUCCCUGCCUUGUGGUAAGAAUGUGAAUUGUAGUAAACAGAUUCUUUUUGUUAGUAUUAUUAUGUAGUUUGAAGCUUGCAAGUUAUUUCAGUUGGCUAUACACUAUUAGGCAUUUUAAAACAUUGGAAUAGUUUUUGUAUUCUUGUAAAGUUCCAUAAAUAGAACCAAUUUGUUGCCAUCUGUCAAAAAUGCAAAUGUACACCAGGAUGCCUUCUUAAGUACAAACUAGUACAGAAUUGUUUGUCACUAUAAAUAUUUUCCUUUUCAUUAAUAAGGUAUUUAAAAUUUGUUAUCAAAAAUACCAGCCAGCUGGAGAACAACGGAUGCAUACGUAAAGAAUCAAGAUUUUUUUUGGUUCAAGCCACACAGUCUUGAUAUUUUUCUGUCUUGUAGUUUGAGGUACUGAUUUCAUCUGACAACACUGAAUCAUUAAAUAGUUCACCAGAGAAUAGGAUUUAUUGUAUUUAACAAGUACAUAUGUCCUAAUUGUACAUUUUUGAGACAAGUCAAAGGGAGAAAGAAAGAUAAUCACAUCUGUGGUCCUUAAAAAACCACACCCCAAACACCUAUUAGUCCUAGGAAGGAACAUAGUGAUCCUUCAUCAUUCAUUGCAAAUGAGUGAAACAGAGCCAUUUUUCUCCUACUCCGCAUUCUGUACUAACUUUUUUCUUUGUUUUGUACAGUUGUUUUUUACAAACUUUAAUGUGGGGGAUAGGAUCCCAUUAAAUUAUAUAAUCAGUUUAAGGCAUUCUUAGUAUUAUAUGGUCUGAAAUACAGAAUGAUUUGAUUUCUUGUGUGCCUGGUAGGCAGAUUGGAUGAUCCCCUGGGUUAAUAAGUUUUGGUGGUUUUUUGUUUUUUUUAAACAACCAUCACUCUUGCAUUUGCAAUGUAUUUCUUGGCACAGAUUGUUGGGGUUUUUUCCAUUUGGGAAGUAACUUAGAGGCAUCCUGACUGCUGUUAAUGACCUUCAUCUAGAUGGCUGAGCACCAAUCUAUUUGAACUUAAAACUGCAAAGCAGUUGAGAGUCCUUUCUUCAUAAGCUUCUCAAUUUCAGGGUAAUCCUAAUGGGCAUUUCUCUCUUAGGUGUAGCAUGACUUGCGUUCUUCUAAAUAUGCUUAGGAUUGCAGUUUUGAACCAAUCUUCUGAGGAAGCAAAAUGAGUACCACUUAGUUCGUACAUACAGAAUUUCAGCUUUGUUGUUCAGCAGCAUUUCAACCAGUAUGUGUGGCAUUUAAAACAUGUGGGAAGUUAAUAUUUGUCCCCUAUUGGCUUUUUAAGUGUAUCUUGUUUCAUAUUCAAGGAAGCAGAUGCCUCUAGCAAAUGUAUGGAUAAGAAUAACUACAAUAGAGAUGCGUGCACCCUGUACUUUUUAAAAUACAAGAGCUGCAAAAAGUUUUGGGUAAGUAGGCUAAUCACACUGUAAUCAGAAUGUUUGUGGUUAUCCGUGGUAUUUUUUAUAUCUGAACUUGCAAGAUCAUGGAAAUGGGUUUAGCACUUUAAUUAGGCAUUGAUCCUGGAAAAGCUGGCAAUUUUAGCGAGGCAAGAUAUUUUAAACACAAUUAUGAUGGUGAUACUCACAUAAUCCAAUUUCUAGAAUUUAGAUGCAGACCCCAGUCCCAAUAAGAGUACAAGAGUUGCCUUACCCUAGGCCUGCAGGAGCAUAUGCUUUUGCAGCCAACUUGAGAAAUAGAUCAAAACUAGAUAGCAUUGACUUCAUGUGAGACAGUGGACUCACAAAGUAGAGCUAGCCGGAUGCUGUUAUUCAUUACAGCAACAACACUAUUUCCAUCUUUGCCCAGGUAGUAGCUCCUCAAGCUGACAUCCUUGCUAAAGCUGCUAGCACAUCUCUAGCUCUUCCUUGGUAGUAAACUAAAUGCCUAUGUAUGGCUAAAGAGGGAAAGUUAAGGCCCAGUGCUCUCUAGGCAGUUCUAGGAAGUGCAAACAGUCCAGUUCAGAUUUGUGCAAGAAAUCAUUUCAGGACCACGUUCCAUUUCCAAACUGCUCGAUCGUUGCUAGUGUGGAUCAUUAACAGUUCACUUGAUUGAAUUUCACUUUAGAUAUCUGAUACCAUUCUCCUUUAACCUGCUUCGCUUUGAAUCAGUCUUUGCCAUCUUAAUGGGCAUAGCUAUGCAGGAAGUUCACGACUAUUUUGAGUUAACAUGACUUCUCCAACUUUAGACUCUAAUUAAGUGAAAUAUUUUUAGCAGAGAAAAUGCUGCUUUUAAAUUAGCAAAUACAUUGCAUUUUAUGUGCAAACUGGUUUUGGUAGGUUGUCCCCUUGUACCUUUGUAUUGCAGCAUAAUUCUUGUAACCCAGUGAAACAAGUAGGGGAAAGUUGCCAAUAUAUCAACUUUGAAGACAGCUAGACUUCCAGUUAUCUAAAUAUUUAAAAUACUUAUUUUGCUAAUAAUGAAGAUAAUUUAAUUCACUGCCACACUGAUUCUCUGUAUUUCUAGAAUGGGAUCAUGAUGCAGAGAAGAAAAGAUGGAAUCAAACCAGAUAUGCCUACAGCAGAAGAGAGAGAGAAGAUCCUGGCAUCAAUUGGAAGAAUACCAUACUGA
This is a messenger RNA of Podarcis lilfordi (Lilford's wall lizard), 2601 nucleotides long. The record is from the annotation of a GenBank genome assembly. NCBI's taxonomy places the organism in Eukaryota, Metazoa, Chordata, Lepidosauria, Squamata, Lacertidae.